GAGAUGGAUUGGUCACUACUUCCCUCUUGGUGAUUUUUUUUUUUCCCUAUGUGGUCGCAAGCCCUUUCAUCUUAUAAUCACGCUUGAGAACUUAGCCGUCUUUACAGGCUCUAGUUUGAUGGCUGAAGAGAUGCUUCACGUCCCUAAAAAGAAUAUGGAGAUUUCCCGGAGUGUUCAUGGGCUCUGAGAAGCCCCGAGGACAACACCUAUUUCCUGAGGUCUGGCUGCUUUCGCUUGGAGAGAAAAGAGCAGCAUGGACGUGCUAGAUGAGAACGAGGUCUUGCGGCAGUUCUUUGAAGCUCAGGGAGCCAGCGGUACUCUGGAGAACCCGGCCCUGGAUACGAGUCUGCUGGAAGAAUUCUUGGGCAAUGACUUUGAUUUAGGAGCCUUGCAACGGCAGCUCCCUGACACCCCGCCCUACUCUGCCUCGGACCCUUGCUCUCCUCCACAGGUCGAAGGCGCAUGCUGUGGGACCCCGAGACCUACAGCAGGGAGGAUCCCCGCCACCUUCCUCCACUCCACCACGGCACCCGGGCUGCUGCCUGAGCACGCACCACAGACCAUGUCCAGCCAAACCCACAGCGGCUUUCACAACGGCUACCUGGACUCCAGGCACCCCGAUACUUCUUGCCACCAAACCGGGCCUUCCCAUCUGGGCAUGAGUUGCCCUUACCAUCAGCAGCCUUUGUGCCACGUUCCUGGAACCUCAUUGCCUCCGACAAAGAAGAGAAAGCAUGCGCAGAUACUAGAGGACCCCGGGGACUGCCGCGUGUGGGCCCACCACUUCAGUCCAAUGAGAAGCAGGACCCACGGCACCGAUGUGCAGGACCAUGACAGGGAGGGACAUAAUGGAAUACCCAUGGACCAGUGCUCUCCUGCUCUGAAGUGGCAACCAUACCGAAGUGUUCCUUGGCAUGGCCUGUUAAACAGUCAUUAUGAGAAACUGCCUGACGUGGGCUAUCAAGUUGUGACAGACAAAGGGUUCACAUUCUCACCAGUAGAUGAAGCGUUUGUGUGUCAAAAGAAGAAUCAUUUCCAGAUAACCAUCCACAUCCAAGUCUGGGGAAGCCCGAAGUUUGUUAAAACCCAAAUGGGCCUGAAGCCAAUAGAAAUGUUUUACUUGAAAGCCUUUGGAAUUAAGGUAGAAGCCACCAACCAAGUGAUUGCUAUCGAACAGUCCCAAGCAGAUAGAAGUAAAAAGACUUUCGAUCCUGUUAAAAUCGACCUUCUGACUGACCAGGUUACCAAAGUAACGCUGGGACGGUUACACUUCAGUGAAACCACAGCCAACAACAUGAGAAAGAAGGGGAAGCCGAAUCCUGACCAGAGAUACUUCAUGUUGGUGGUCGGGCUGUAUGCUGCUAACCAAGACCAGUUCUACUUGUUGGCUGCCCACAUCUCUGAAAGGAUCAUCGUACGGGCCUCUAACCCUGGGCAGUUUGAGAACGACAGUGAUGCACUAUGGCAGCGCGGACAAGUUCCAGACUCUGUCGUCUGUCACGGUCGAGUAGGAAUAAACACAGACGCACCCGACGAAGCCCUGGUUGUGUGUGGCAACAUGAAAGUGAUGGGAACCGUCAUGCAUCCCUCUGACAGCCGGGUGAAGGAGAACAUCCAGGAGGUUGACACAAAUGAGCAGCUGAGAAGAAUAGCCCAGAUGAGGAUUGUUGAAUACGACUACAAACCCGAAUUUGCAUCUGCCAUGGGGAUAAACACUGCCCACCAAACAGGAAUGAUUGCCCAAGAGGUACAAGAGAUCCUUCCCAGAGCCGUAAGAGAAGUUGGGGGUGUCACCUGCGGAAGUGGGGAGACGCUGGAGAACUUCCUCAUGGUGGAUAAGGACCAGAUCUUCAUGGAGAACGUCGGGGCGGUGAAGCAGCUCUGUAAACUGACCAACAAUCUGGAAGAAAGAAUAGAAGAGUUGGAAAUCUGGAACAAGAAACUGGCCAGGCUAAAGCGCCUCAGUAGCAGCUGGAAGUCCUCUGUCAGUGAAGCCAGUUCAGUCAGCAAAUUUAGCAGAGCUGUUAGUUCGUCUUCACCAAGAAGGGCCAUUUCCAAAAAGCCCAACAAGGUCUCCUUCACAGAGAGGAAACAGUCCUGUCCUAACUGGGUCUUCCAAACACUGGUUAUAGCUCUAAUUGCUGUAAUGACAUUUUGUGCCUUGACAAUAGUUGCCCUUUACAUACUUAGCUUAAAGGAUCAGGACCGGCACUCCCCAAACCACCCUCUGAGCAAUAUUACAAGUUCUCCGGAGCCAGCUCUUUCAUCCACAGCUUCCCCUCCAGCUUCUCACACAACCUUGGCAACCAUGCAGACCUCCCCUCAAGUGCCUGAAAUCACUUUCUGUGAGAUCCUGACGUGUCAGGAAACGUACUGCUGCCCCGUGUGGGGAUCAAGAAUAUUAUUUUCAAGUUCUACACAAAGACAAUUGGAGGCAGAGAGAGCAAUCCAUCAGAGAUACUGGGCAGAAGACAAAAGCAAAUCAUUCCUGGCAAGAGGUGCGCUUAUCAGCCCUGAGUGGGAGAGUGACGGGAUUGAUACAACCAUCACGUCUAUUCAGAUUAUGGAGAUCCAGCAGACGAUAGACCACCGGUACUGCAGCAGACUGCUUCGCUGCGGGCCCGGACUUUAUAAUUAUAAUAUUCCUGUUAAUAAGAACACACCCACCAACGUCAAAUUCUCUCUGGAAAUCAACACUACAGAGCCAUUGAUAGUCUUCCAGUGCAAAUUUACCCUUGGGAAUAUAUGUUUCCACAGUCAAAGGGAAAGAAGCCAAAGCCACAGACAAGACUCCCCGAUGACUCAGGGGUAUCAGCACAUUUGGAGCCUCCCCGUGGCCCCAUUCUCCGACAGUGCCUACCAUUUCCGAGUAGCUGCACCAGAUUUAGCGGACUGCUCAACGGAUCCUUUUUAUGCUGGGGUUUUCUUCACCGACUACUUCUUGUAUUUCUAUCGACGUUGUCACUAAUUUAUUCAAGUUCAAGGACUGCACCAAAGGGAAGUGCGCAGACAUGCAGUUGACAGAAACUGGCAUUUCCUCUUGCCACUCCUGCAAAGUGUUUAUAUUUUUGCUGAAGAAAUUUUUCAGGUUUGACUUCCAGUGGUUUUGAGACUUAAUGAGGAGAAUAAAGCCUUUGUCGAAGGAUGUGGAGUUGGAUUCUGUCACCUCGAUGAAGGAGACAUGUCUGCGUUGGGUCUGAAAACACAGCUUCCUUUAUACCAGAAGCUGUGAGACCAAGAUUAGCUUGUCUAGAAUUACUCUUGGUUAUCGCGUUUCUAGGCG
Messenger RNA from Alexandromys fortis (reed vole), 3283 nucleotides. It is a transcript of the gene Myrfl, whose product is annotated as myelin regulatory factor like. NCBI's taxonomy places the organism in Eukaryota, Metazoa, Chordata, Mammalia, Rodentia, Cricetidae. The record is from RefSeq and is a predicted model, not a curated record. The transcript has 25 exons. Gene Ontology annotation, biological process: positive regulation of DNA-templated transcription; protein autoprocessing. Bases 254 to 2968 code for a protein of 904 amino acids. Gene Ontology annotation, molecular function: sequence-specific DNA binding; DNA-binding transcription factor activity. Gene Ontology annotation, cellular component: nucleus; endoplasmic reticulum membrane.